GUUCUGAGACUUAUGAACUUACUAUUCUUGAAAGAUUAUAGGUAUUACUUGUUAAUAUGAUGAUUUUCAUAAAUUACAAUUUACAAAUGUAUUCCAUCAAACUAAAAUACAUUAAUGGUAAUAAAUUAAUUUUUAUGUUAUUUUAUUUGUACAUAAUAGAAGGUCCACUUGUAAAUAAUAAAGAUCUCUAUGAUUUAUAUCUUGCCAAUCCGAUUACUAUUGAUGAAUACAAAAUAUUACGAAAACCCAUACCAUUGUAUCAUGAAACAAUGUAUUCCAUAUAUUCUUUGAGAUUACAAAUACUAGGAUAUAUUCCAUUACAUGAAAAUAUAUGGACCGAAGAAAUGAUAAAACUAAGACUGAUCCCUAAUGAUUGUUUAUCCCACCGUUACCAAAAGUCUUACUUCAUCAACAUUUGGAAGGAUUCUUUCAAGAGCAUCCACCGUCACUUCGGCUUUUAAUGCCGCCACUCAAAUAUGUAGCAUGUAUCUUAGUUUGCGGCAAAGCUCCACACAUCAGUACUUAUACCUAUGCUCCUCAAGUUCCACUAUUUUCAUUGAUUAUAAGGAGUAUACGUAAUAUCCUCUCUGCGUUGUAAACAUAACAGCUUUUGUUUUGUGAGCUUAUUGUACUCUUCUAAUCCGUCACCGUCCCUAGCACCAUGUUUCUUGUUGAUUCUAUCAUUUGUUUAUUCUAGCCUGUCGCUGUUAUAUCGCUGUAAAAGCGAUGAGGAGCACCUCGGAUUAUUGAAUUUUAGGUCAAAAUGGAGUAUGGUGCCAUACAUGAUGUUCCAGAGAAUUGACCUGAUAACCAAUUUUUGGAGAAGGAUUGAACCUGAAAUUAUCCCUAAAUUGGGUUUUCUUCCAACAGUUUCAAUUAUUUUUUUUUUUCCUUUUAUAGUAUUUGUGGAGACUUAAAAACUCCUCUUCAAGGACCUUCUAACCACACAUUUCAUCGACUAAGUGUUACCUUAGGAACGCCAUAUCGAUAUAAUUAAAUGGAUUUCACCUCACAACAUUUGGCUAACCUUCCAGAUUACACGUUGGAUAUCUAAUUUCGUAAUUAGAUAUUAUUAUUACAACGUAAUAAUAUGUCCCAGUAGGAUCCUUUUAUUACGUCUGCUGUCGAGCUACUAUAGCUUCCCGACUUAGAACUUAAAUCAUCUGCAGCUAUGAAGCUCUGACUCGCCCCAGUAUACUCACUUGAAUUUGGCUUAGGAAGUUGUUGAACUUGUCAAUGCUUAUAAGCUAGAUUUAGAGGACCACUACUAGCUGUAUAUACUAAAGACCCAUAUUUGACCCAUCUAAAUUAUCUUUCUUUUAGACAUGAACUUUAAAUCCUUCUCAAUUAGUAUCAUAAGGUCUUACGUUGCAGGAUUGCUACAAUAUUUAUUUAAGAAUUUGAAUUAUUGUGCUGAAGACAAACUAUCACCAUCAGUUUCCAUUGGACAUGUAUUAAGCUUCUCCUCAUUUGAGUCUGCAAUACUAUUAACAAUUUGUUGAACUGUUCUUCUAAUCUUGAAUUAGCAAUGCAGUUCAUCACAAAGUGACCUUUCUUGCUGUACCGUUUACAGAUCCCCUGCCUGGACCUAUGCAGCUUUUAGAUUCGUGACGAAAAAUAAAACACCUGAAACCCUACACCUGAUUCUCUUUUUCUUUCAUCUUGCAUUAAACCAAUCCAAUUAUAAGACGUCCAGCAGAACAGAGUUUUUAGCCGUAUCUACUGGGACUACAAUUACUCAGAGGCGUGUUCAGCAGGUAGGCCUGGUAGGCCCGGGCCUACCCUGAUUUUUAACCUUUAAGUAUACCCAACAUAUGCAUUUUAAAAUUAUAUUUAUACAAGCACACAAAUGUGUUGACUAUACAAAUUAUUUUUAUAACCAGGCCUGUCCUAAAUUUUGGUCCUAGACACGCCUCUGCAAUUACUGCGAAUAGACCACCUCCGUAAAUUUUUCCAACACUUAUAUUUUAAACAUCUUCUGUAGUAAUGCCGUAGUCUCGAAUUACUGUGCCUUGGAAGGCUCAACUGCAUAGCUGGCUACCUUGGUUGAGUUUGUUGGCGUUGUUGGCUUCAUGAAUGAAACUACUAAGCCACCUUAUUGAUGAAUUAUGUUUCUAAUCAUAAUUUUUAACAUUU
Aphis gossypii (cotton aphid) is the source of this 2136-nucleotide messenger RNA. RefSeq lists its product as uncharacterized. The transcript has 6 exons. Lineage: Eukaryota; Metazoa; Arthropoda; Insecta; Hemiptera; Aphididae. Bases 57 to 461 code for a protein of 134 amino acids. The record is from RefSeq and is a predicted model, not a curated record.